CGCGUAGAUUGUUCCCUUCACCGGCCUAUAUAAGCACACGUUUGCUUCACCAGAAGCAUCAGUUAUCCUACAAACUUACCGAAUUCAACAUGAAGCUGUUUAUUAUCGCUGCUGUGUUGGCCGUUGCUGCCGCCGCUCCAUCCAGCUACAAGCCGUACGAAAAGACGUACGAGAAGGACUACAAAUAUCCCGAGAUCACCGUCACCGGUCAAUCCGAUGAGCGUAACGUUGAUGGCAGCGGAAAGUGGAACUACGCCCAGUCUGACUACACCACUCGUGAGGAAGCCCAGGAGCAAAAGAAAUUCACUGUCACUACCGUCGAUGAUUAUGGCAAAGAAUACACCGCGGAUGUCUUCGGCAACACCAACAAGGGAUCUUCCUACUGGAUCUCCCCCGAAGGCGACAAGUUCACUUUGACCUGGGCUGCCGAUGAGGCUGGUUUCCAACCCAAGGGUGACCACUUGCCGGUUGCUCCCGUCCACGUUUACGAACUCCCAGUUGCUCCCGUCCACGAGUACGAACUCCCUGUUGCUCCCGUCCACGAAUACGUUCUCCCUGUUGCCCCAGUCCACAUUCCCUUCAACGGAAAGGGCUUCAAAAUCUAUUAAAGAAUAAUUCUUUGAUUGAAGAACGUAAAUUAUUUCAAUGUCUUCUGUGCAUUAUGUAUGGAAUGCAUCGUUGUAAAUAAAACAUAGCAUAUCUUA
Molecule: messenger RNA, 704 nt
Organism: Daphnia carinata
Lineage: Eukaryota; Metazoa; Arthropoda; Branchiopoda; Diplostraca; Daphniidae
Product: larval cuticle protein 65Ag1-like
Exons: 3
Coding region: 90-608 (172 amino acids)
Cellular component (GO): chitin-based extracellular matrix
Molecular function (GO): structural constituent of chitin-based larval cuticle
Source: RefSeq, a predicted model, not a curated record